This is a messenger RNA of Fusarium venenatum, 693 nucleotides long. Its product is annotated as thioredoxin-like protein. Gene Ontology annotation, molecular function: maleylacetoacetate isomerase activity; glutathione transferase activity. Lineage: Eukaryota; Fungi; Ascomycota; Sordariomycetes; Hypocreales; Nectriaceae. The record is from RefSeq and is a predicted model, not a curated record. Gene Ontology annotation, biological process: glutathione metabolic process; L-phenylalanine catabolic process.
AUGACAUAUACACUCUUCAUUGGUAACAAACGUUACUCCUCUUGGUCAAUGCGACCUUGGGUUCUCCUCAAAGCCCUCGACAUUCCCUUCGAAGAGAAACUCAACUUAUUCAAACCCGGCCUCCGCCAACCCGACUUCCUCGCAUUUUCCCCAAGUGGAAAAGUUCCCUGUCUUCACGACUCUGAAACCUCAAUCGUUGUCUGGGACUCUCUCGCCAUCUGCGAGUACAUCGCCGAGAAGUAUCCUGCAGCUUGGCCAUCUGAUAUCUCCGCACGCGCCUUUGCACGAUGUGCCGCUGCGGAGAUGCACUCUGGCUUUGAUGCCAUUCGCGACGAGUGCUCUAUGAACGUUGGACUCAGGAUUGAGCUCGGUGAACCGAGUGAAAAGCUUCAAAGAGACAUUGAUCGAUUCGCUACGCUCUUCGAACAGGGAUUGGAAAAGUUCGGUGGACCGUGGUUGGCUGGUGACAAGUUUACCAUCGUGGAUGCCAUGUAUGCACCCAUUGCAUCCCGGUUCAAGACUUAUGGUAUUGAGUUGAAUGGUGCGGCCAAGGAGUAUGCCGAUAGGUUGUUUGAGUAUCCUGUUGUUCAGGAAUGGAUCCAGGGUGGUAUUAAGGAGACGAGCAGAGAGCCAUUUCAUGAAGAGGAUUGUUUGAGAGGACGCAAGAUGUUGAAAGACCUGACCAAGGAGUAG